AUGUUAUAUGAUAAUUUAAAAUAAGUAUUUUGUUAGAAAUCAAAAAAGAAGGAAUGUGUAGAAUAGAUUAGUAAAAUUGUAGCAGAUCUUAAAUUUUUUAAAGAGAAAAGAGAAAUAUUUGAUAGUUUGUUAUAUUAUCAAAUGUUGAAGAAGUUAAAUUUAAUUGAAACAAAAUAAGAAGAAGUUUUAUUUCAUUAUGGUAAGUUAUAUUAUAAUUAUCAAAUAGGAUCUAAUAAUGUUGAGUUGUUUUAUAUUAUAAUGUAAGGAAAAGUUGCAAUUUUAUGUCCGAAAAAUAGGAUGAUAAGUCAUAAAUAGAUUUUAGAUGAAUAUCAUUCUGGUGAUAUUGGAGGAAGUCCAAAAUCUUCAAAUGACUCAUUAAGAGAUAUUAUUAUAUAAUAAGCAUAUUCAAACUUUUUAGGAAUGAAAAAUUUAAAAUAAUUUGAUUAGGAUGCAAUUAUUGAUGAAUAUAAUCAUAAACCAAAUAGCUUUUAAGUUGAUAAAGCAUUAGAUUUAUUAAUUUACAAGAGAUUUCCAAGCUUAAAGAUUGUUAAUAUGUGUCAUUAAGGGGAUUAAUUUGGAGAAAUUGCAUUGAUAGGUCAUGUAAGAAGAACAGCAACAGUUUUAUGUGUUACUGAUUGUUUAUUAUUAACACUAACAAAUAAUGACUUUUAGAAUAUUUUAUAAUAAUAUCAUUCGUAAGUAAGAAAUGAAAAGAUUUAAUUAUUGAGAAAUUAUUCCUUAUUUAGAACAUUAUCUGAUAGUAAAUUAAAAGGAAUGAUUGAACACAUUAUUGUCUAAAAGUUUUCUAUAUUUUCAGUGAUAUAUUAUGAGAAUACAGUACCAGAAUAUAUUUAUUUUAUUAAAUCAGGGGAAGUUGAAUUAGUUAAAGCAGUAAAUAAAACAAAAUAAAUUUCAAUUUCCCUAUUAUAAGUUGGAUGUGUAUUUGGACAUUAAGAUAUUGGAAAUUAAUAACUACGCUAAUAUAGAGCAAUUUCAAAAUCUUGUUAAUGUGAAUUAUAUUUAAUACCAGUUCAAAUCGUCAAACAAUUCGAUUAAAAUAAUUAAAAUCAUUAAGCAGAAAAAGAGUUUCAUCAAUUAAGAUUAAAGAGAUUAUUAAGUGAUCGAAUAUCUCCAAAUGAGAGAAAAAAAUAAAAUCUAUCUCCAUAAUCAAUUGAAGAAAGAUACAAAGGAGAUAAAGAUUACGAAUCUUUUCUAAGUUAUGCUUUUGCCACAAAGAGGUAUAAUCAAUUUAAUAUAGAGUUCUUUCACCAAAACAUAAAAAACUUAUUUCUGAACCAUUUGUUCCUUUUUUUGAAGUGACUCAUUCUAAAUCUAAGAAAUUUAGACAACACACUUCACUCUCAAAAAAUCAAAGUGUUGAAAAAUAAACUACUCAUAAUUUAGAUCAUAUCAAUAAUUCUAAGAAUUAAUUAAUAACAACACAAAUCAACUAUCAUAGACAUCUCUUCAGUCCAAGAACAACUAAAAGACAUUUAGAUACCUUUAUGCCAUUUAAAAGAUUAUGA
Paramecium sonneborni is the source of this 1526-nucleotide messenger RNA. NCBI's taxonomy places the organism in Eukaryota, Ciliophora, Oligohymenophorea, Peniculida, Parameciidae. The record is from the annotation of a GenBank genome assembly.